GCGGAGCACCAGCCAGCCAACCACCCGGGCACACUCGGACGCCUGCGCUGAGAGCAAUUGUUCCGCGCUGCUGAUACCGCCGCCGCUGCUCCUUCUUCCCAUUCCCACUCACCAGCACACCUCGCGGCAUGCGACGGGUCGACCAGCCGUGCUCCCGAUUCCGUGCCUGAACCGCUACGCUGCGCUUGCUUCACCCGCACCAUCUCCGCAUCCUUCCACGGCAGACCGCUCCCCUCGCAGCACGCCCACUUCCAAGCACCGCAGUGCCCCCGACGUGAGCUGUGACCUCCUCAAUCCGCUCGUACCUCCACCACACAUCACGAAAGACUUCGGACGGCUGGUGAGCAGCCUCAGCUUCCACAAUGAAGGCUGCUCCGCUCCUCGUGUCCUGGCACAAUGACAACACGCCAAUUUACUCGGCACACUUCGAGCCCCACGCCAAGGGACGCCUGGCUACGGCGGGCGGCGACAACAACGUGAGGCUCUGGAAGGUCGACGCCAACGGCGACGAGCGGAAAGUCAGCUACCUGGCCACCCUCGCAAAGCACUCACAAGCUGUGAAUGUUGUGCGAUGGUCUCCAAAAGGUGAGAUCUUAGCCUCCGCCAGCGACGAUGGAGUCGUCAUCCUCUGGGUGCCGUCUGAGAACCCGCCCAUGAAGCAAUUGGGAGACGACGGGCCGGAAGACAAGGAGGCAUGGAGGGUCAAGCACAUGUGCAGGUCCAUGGGCUCCGAGAUUUACGACCUUGCCUGGUCCCCCGACGGUGCCUUCUUCAUCACCGGCAGCAUGGACAAUGUUGCCCGCAUAUACAACGCCCACACAGGCGCCGUCAUACGACAAAUUGCUGAACACAGUCACUACGUGCAGGGUGUGGCAUGGGACCCGCUCAACGAAUUUGUUGCUACGCAGUCGUCGGACCGAUCGGUGCACAUCUACAGCCUCAAGAACAAGAAUGGCGAAUUUACGCUGGACCCGCACAGCAAGGUCACUAAAAUGGACCUGCCUGCACGCAGAAUAUCUUCAAACAGCCCUGCUCCGCCAGAUUUUGGAGGACGAGCGUCCUUUGUCGCACACGGAUCGGCUCUUGCCGUUUCACCCGCCCCAUCUGCCCCCGGCACUCCCCAGUCGCUGGCUCUCCCGAUGAACCCACCGCCUACAUCGCACAGCCGUCGAUCAUCGUUUGGCUCGUCACCGUCGAUGCGGCGCUCAGCUUCACCUGCGCCUUCCAUGCCUCUGCCUGCGGUCAUGCCCAAUUCGCCCAGCAUCGGCAGUCUCGCUACCGGCAACCAUCCUGCUCUUGGAGGAGUGAGGAACGCUCCCAUAUACGCCAAUGAGACUCUUACAUCAUUCUUCCGACGUUUGACAUUUGCGCCGGACGGUAGCUUGUUGUUCACCCCCGCAGGCCAGUACAAGACUGUACUGCCAUCGCUUACGGAUGCAACCAAAACCACCGAGGAUAUCAGCAACACUGUGUACAUCUACACGAGAGGAGGGCUGAACAAACCACCUGUGGCAUAUCUACCAGGACACAAGAAACCGUCCGUAGCGGUGCGGUGCUCACCUAUUUACUACACCCUUCGCCAAACACACCCUCCCACCAAGCAAAUAACGAUCGACACCUCAUCUGCCGACGAUGAAAUUCCUGCAUUGCCCGAGCCCGCUAUGCCAUCAAAGGCGCCCACCUCCAACGCAUCUAUGGAUCCGCCGCCGCUGACAAGUGCACCGUCCCCUUCGCCAAGCGUGGCUGCUGCAUCCCCGAGGCCGGCAGAAGGCGAUGUUGGAGCGUCAGGCGUCCCGCCCCCGGGACCAAUUUCGGCUUUCACCCUACCCUACCGCAUGGUGUAUGCAGUUGCGACACAGGAUGCGGUACACGUCUACGAUACGCAACAGCAGAAACCACUGUGCAUAGUUAGCAACUUGCACUUUGCUACCUUUACUGAUCUCACGUGGUCGAACGAUGGAUCUACUCUUCUGAUGAGCUCUUCUGAUGGGUUCUGCUCGUCCUUGACAUUUGCCACUGGUGAGCUAGGAGAGAGAUACACUGGACCAACGGCCAAGGAAUCGCGACAUUCGCACACGCCCUCGAUUGACACUGCAGCAUCGCGAACUUCGAAUAACACUACGCCUACCCAGACACCCACAACUUCCAAUAUGCCAGCGUCGAGUGUGGCAACGGCGGCUCCAAUGACCAGGCAGCCUUCAGCAGGCUUUCCGGCUUCUCCAAGCUCCUUCGUCCCAGCCAGACCGGGCAGUCCGACUCGGAGCAACUCCGUCUCAAGCAUAGCGACAGCUUCAUCGUUCGCUCCUGGCGCAGGCGAUAUGGGCGUAAUGAACGCGCCCACGCCUUCAAUGUCCGCAGUGCCUAGUUUGGCAGCAGCAAACUCUGGACCCGUGGGUGUGCCCAUGUUCACACCGCCUUUGACCCCAGCGCAUGGCCACGGCACUCACAGUGCGAGCAGCUCCGUCAGCGGCAUUCCUGGAGUGGCUGGAGGUCACCGACGAGAGAGCGAGUCGGAACGUGAAGACAACGUUUCACCACGCAAGAAGCGCGAUCUGCAAGCUGUGCCAGAAGUGGAGGAAAUCAGAGAAACGAAGAAGCGGAGGAUUGCUCCCACGCCAGUUACAUUGCCUUCCGUGGAGACGAACGACAGCGCGGUGGUGAGCACCACGGAGAACACUCCCACAACUCAGACAUCGGCGCAGCAAUGAGCGCCCAAAAGUCAGCAGUACGAUAUUGGAGGUUGGGCAUUGUGUGUUUUGUUUUCGUUCCCUUUUACACGGCGUCAAUGGCAAUACCCGACGGCGUUCAGGGUAUAUGGUAUCCUUGUACUUCGGACAGCUUGUCAUGUAUGUGUAUACUCUAUAUUGUAGCUUUUGUACGGUACGCGACGACGCGCCGGGCUUGUGCUGGUCAUACGUACACUGAGACGGCGUUUAUGAGGUAUGGACACGACAUUAAGGAUGCGGGAUAUUGAGGGGCUUCAAUGGUUGGGCUUGAAGGAAUUCUAUGCAGUGUCUGUCUUUGAGUAUGAUUAGAUUCUGCGCCUGCCCAGAUGCGUGCUGGAUUAUGCAAUACUAUUAUUGAAAGGGGUCUCUAGCAUAUGGAAGGCGCCCCAGGAGCACAGGUAGGUGCGCGGGAGUUGUAUAUAGGCGCACUGUUGUACAGACCAAUCUAUCACU
Messenger RNA from Paraphaeosphaeria sporulosa, 3179 nucleotides. RefSeq names its product WD40 repeat-like protein. Gene Ontology annotation, biological process: DNA replication-dependent chromatin assembly; nucleosome assembly. The record is from RefSeq and is a predicted model, not a curated record. Bases 363 to 2708 code for a protein of 781 amino acids. NCBI's taxonomy places the organism in Eukaryota, Fungi, Ascomycota, Dothideomycetes, Pleosporales, Didymosphaeriaceae. Gene Ontology annotation, cellular component: CAF-1 complex; nucleus. The transcript has 5 exons. Gene Ontology annotation, molecular function: protein binding.